Messenger RNA from Aspergillus sclerotioniger CBS 115572, 4902 nucleotides. Its product is annotated as putative ubiquitin-specific protease UBP12. The transcript has 5 exons. The record is from RefSeq and is a predicted model, not a curated record. NCBI's taxonomy places the organism in Eukaryota, Fungi, Ascomycota, Eurotiomycetes, Eurotiales, Aspergillaceae. Bases 1 to 4902 code for a protein of 1633 amino acids. Gene Ontology annotation, molecular function: cysteine-type deubiquitinase activity. Gene Ontology annotation, biological process: protein deubiquitination.
AUGGGAAAUUGGUGGUCCAGACCUAUUAUUGAUACUAGUUGGUGGUGGGUGAGCGGUGAUGGUAAAUACGGGGAUGGCGACGACGGGGGCGGCGGCGGCGAUGGUGGUGGUGAUGAGGCCUUGCCGCCCUUGCAGCCAGUGAAGGGGCAACCCGCCUGGCCACUACUACUAGUAGUCAAUGCAGAACCGCAUCCACCGUCUCCGAACUUAGCAUCACCCACAGAAAAAAUGUCGAGCUCAGUUUCGAACCCAUCCAUCGUGCUACCUCGAGCUGCCACGAAACGUGCGCAGCUCCCCGUCACGACGUCUUCCACAAAGCGCCGUAAGGUAGCAGAGCCUCGCAAACCAGGGUCGCUUCCGGGUUUGUCGUUCGCCUCGCAGGCCGGAAGACGUCACGGCCAAUCCAGCUCCGGCCAGGCCUCACCCUCGCGGCCUUCGUCCCGUCGCCCUUCAUCCUCUUCCCGAUCGCAUCGCAGCCAGAGUUCCUCAACCUCACCGCCUCCACGUUACAUUCCCGCUCAUCUGCAGGACGAAGUCCUCGGCUCCAGAUCCCAGGCCACCGCUCGUUCUCCCACUCCAGACUCCGCUGGAAGUGUUCUCGACUAUCCUUCGGCCGCCUGCGCUGGUCUGACCCUCCACAGUGACCCCGCGACCGAUAUGUCCGGCUCCGACGACAAGGGAGACUCCGGUCUCCCCAUCUCCGGUCCUGAUGUCCACGAAGCCUCCGAAGCGGAUAAUGACAUGGAGAUGGAUUUGGUUCCGACAGAGAAGAACGCCCAGUCCCGUUCCAACAUCCCGGACUCGAUGGACACCACAGGAUCGGGCGACGACAACUCGACCAGAAAUGACAAUGGCUCGGCCUCCGACAGUGUAUAUCCCACCUCUUCCAGCAUGUCCACCUAUACUGCCCCGACCGACACCCGUUCCCAGUCUAAAGCCGAGGCCGGCGUUGGGUCAGCCGACCGGCCGUCCUAUGACGAUCAGGUUGCACAGGUCACCCGAUUCAUGAUGCAGCCGAUGAAGGAGAAGCAGAAGGGAUAUGUGGUGUCGACUUCAUGGUUGAAGCGGGUGUACUCGCGGAGCGCUACCCAUGCAGAGAAGGCAGACAAGACAGCCAUGGAAGGAGACAUUGGACCCGUUGACAACUCGGACAUUGUCCUGGUGACCGACCCGGCCAAUACGGGCUUCAAGGAUGAGAGCGGAGAGCCUUUUGUUCCUCUGCGACCGGGCUUGGAGAUGGGGGAAGAUUUUGAGAUUAUCCCUCAAGGGGGCUGGGACUUGAUCAUGCAGUGGUAUGGUCUUGCAGAACAGUCCCCAGCCAUCGUCCGCUACGCUCAUAAUACCGCUCCGGUCGGCGAUGCUCAGAACAUCCAAUACGAAAUCAACCCACCAAUCUUCACAAUCCUGAAGCUCACGAACCCGUCCGCGGGCACUUCUAUGAAGUCGAUGAAGGAGAAGACUAUGGCCCCUGUGAGAACCUUGGCGAGCAGGCACACCAACUUCCAGAAGUGGCUGAAGCAAGCCAAAGAUCUGGCCCACAUCGACAUGUCAACCAAGGUUCGUGUUUGGAGGGUUCUCGGCGGGCUCGGUAGCGCCACUGCGUCGGCAGCAGUCACCCCAGCCGCAUCCCGCAGUGCUUCUCCCGCCCCAUCCGCGUCCCUCAUCGCCAACGCUGGGGGCAACCUGGUACUUGAUCUAAACACCUUCCUUUCGCUGUCCGAGGGGUCUCAGCGUGAGGUGCUUGACGAACCCAAGGACCAAACAAACAACCCUAACUACAACGGCAAAAUGACAUUGGGGCUUGCAGGCCUCAAUAGCAGUGAAGUGGUGGUGCUUGAAGAGAAGCUUUCGGGAUCUAGCGGAGAGUGGGUGUCGGAAGCCUCCAAGCAGACCCUGAGCCGCCUGGGCGUGCCAUCGGGCAACGUGAAGAACAGUGUUCCUUCCAAGGUGAAGACCAAGAGUCCUGCUACCAGCGGACGCUCUUCUCCAGUUUCAGAGCCUGUCCGGGGAAGACGCAAGGACGGGAAACCCCGUGGCUGCACGGGUCUGAGCAACCUUGGAAACACCUGCUACAUGAACUCUGCUCUGCAGUGUGUCCGUAGUGUGGAAGAGUUAAGCUACUAUUUCUUGAAUGACAUCUACAAGAAGGACCUCAACCCCAGCAAUCCGCUGGCUCACAAUGGUGAUGUGGCCAAGGCAUAUGCGAACUUGUUGCGCCAGAUCUAUGACGAGGCCGGCCAGUCUUCGUUUGCGCCCCGGCAGUUGAAGCACACCAUCGGCCGCUACGGUCCGGCAUUCUCUGGGUAUGGUCAACAAGAUUCCCAGGAAUUCCUUCUCUUUCUUCUGGAUGGUCUGCAGGAAGACCUGAAUCGAAUCAUGAAGAAGCCUUACAUCGAAAAGCCGGACUCGACUGACGAAAUGGUGCACAACAAGGAUGCGCUCCGGGAGUUUGCGGACAAAUGCUGGGACAUAUACAAAGCGCGCAAUGAUUCGGUCAUCACUGACCUCUUUGCCGGUAUGUAUAAGUCGACUUUGGUCUGCCCUGCUUGCGACAAGGUCAGCAUCAUCUUCGAUCCGUUCAACAACCUCACCCUCCAGCUUCCGAUCGAGAACCUUUGGAGCAAGGAGCUCUUCUAUUUUCCCCUCAACAAGAAGCCAGUCCUCGUUGAUGUUGAGAUCGACAAGAACGCCAGCGUGAAGUCGCUGAAGGAGCUGGUCGCUAAGAAAAUGGGCAGCGACCCCCAGCGGCUGGUCAUGGCUGAAAUCUACAAGAACAAGUUCUACAAGAUGUUUGACAACACGAUCUCAAUCGCGGAAUGCCAGAUCAGUGGCAAUGAUGACAUUGCUAUCUACGAGGUCGAGUCCGUCCCCACCAACUAUAACCCGGAUAAGGUCCAUAAGAGCUACAUCUCAUUCAGUCGCUCGGACCAUGAGGAGAUCCCGGCUCUGGAUUCGCCACGAUCGGAUCGGUUGCUCGUACCGAUUUUCAACCGAGUGGAGAAACCGCGGGGGAACAACGCCAAAAAUGCGCAGAGGUCGCUCUUCGGUGUCCCUUCGUACGUGGUUAUCAACCGGGAGGAGAUUGGCGACUAUGAUGCUAUUUUCCGCAAGGUCCUGUCACAGGUUGCUUCGAUGACCUCCCGUGACAUCCUUAAUGAGGAGAGCAUGAACGAGGUCAGCCAAGAAGACUCCGACACCGUCGUCAUGAACGAAGAUGAUGCGCAGUCGGCUGACUCUAAGAUUAAGACUGCGUCCGUGGAUGGCGAGGACGGCAUGGUCGAUGUCUCAAUGCGUGACGCAGAAGAUAGCCCGAGCGACACCCCGGCUCGCCCUGAGAGUACCAUUUCGGCCAAUCUCCGCGGUCUCUUCGAGAUGAAGCUCAUCAAGUCGCACGAUGUGGUGCCCACCGGGUUUUCGUCUGUGGAUGACCACAAGGAGUAUCCUAGGAUGUCGUUCCGAAUCAAGGCGGCCCCGAAGAAACAGAAACAGUCCGAGGAAGCUUCGAAUGCUGUUGAGCAGAAAGAUGAAGAGUCCGGCGACAAGGGCUCUGAUAAUGCCAACGGUGAAUCGGCUCCCAAGCGACCAAUGAUUCGUCCCGGGGAGGGCAUCGUGGUCGACUGGAACGAGCAGGCCUACGACGCCCUUUUCGCCGGGAACAGCCGCGACAAGGAUUCCGUGCGUGGAGUGCCGACGUGGACGGAUGUCGAUAGGGUACCCGACCCAGAGCUUAGCAAGCGCCGUUCUCUCCGGCAGAACCGUAAGAAGAGGGGCGUGACGCUCUACGAGUGCCUGGACGAGUUCAACAAGGAGGAGGUUCUUUCGGAGAACGAUGCGUGGUACUGCCCGCGCUGCAAGGAGCAUCGCCGAGCCAGCAAGAAGUUCGAACUGUGGAAGACGCCAGACAUUCUCGUCAUGCAUCUUAAGCGAUUCAGCGCCAGUCGCGGAUUCCGGGACAAGCUGGACGUUCUGGUCGACUUCCCGGUGGAAGGGCUGGAUAUGACGGGUCGUGUGGAGGCCCCUGAGGAUGGCAAGAGCCAAAUCUACGACCUCUUCGCCGUCGACAAUCACUACGGUGGGCUUGGAGGCGGCCAUUACACGGCCUACGCGAAGAACUUUAUGACGGGCCAGUGGAACGAGUACAAUGAUUCUUCCGUGUCGCGCCCUAUUGAUCCCCAGAGUGUGGUCACCUCGUCGGCGUACCUGCUGUUCUACCGGCGUCGGUCGGACCGGCCGCUGGGAGGCAAGGUGUUGGAGGAGGUCACGGAAGCGUCGACGCGCGCGAAUAGCGACAUGGAGUCGCAGACCGAGUCUCGCGGACAGUCUCCGUCGGGGGAAGGCCGGCGUCUCGGCGGCUCCUCCCGCAAUGGGUCGUCGAGCGCCUUACCAGGAGUCGCAGCAGCUCACCAAUCGGGAGAUGGUGGUUUGCCAACUGGAACCCAACCGAAGAGCGGGGAUGAAGACUCGCCCCCGGACUACUCGAACAGCCCCUCGUUCGGCGAGCGGAGCCUAGGACGCACCCCGCGACUGGAAGGUAUGAAUUUCGAAGACGAGGAGAUUGGCGACGACGCCCAACCCAGCUCGUUCCGCCCCAUGGACACGCCCUCGUGGUCGUUCAGUCGCGUCUCGGAUGCUCACGGCCCUUCACAGAUGACCACGACGCAAACUGACGACGAAGACCUACUCGACGAUGGCGCCAGCAACCAGGCGGUUGGCGGUGGCGAUGUCAGCGACCCGGACCUUCGGAUGGCCUCAUUGAUGGACAGUCCGCGAGGCGCGGCCUACCCGGGGACACCGAUGGAGGAGUCAUCGUUCCAGGACAUCACGGCGUUCGGAGCCGCCGGGGAUGACGAUGAGGAUGACGAGCUACCAGUGGUGGAGCUCCAAGUGCAUGACGACAAGUAA